AUCUAUUAUUAGUCACAGAUUGACGACCUCACAUGUGAAUUACAACAAAAAAGCAGGAACCACUAUCAAUGUAACCUUCAGUCGUUUGAGUGACCCAUCAGAAAUCGAAACUCUGGAGUCUUCGAUUGACUGCUUUCCCAAACCUUCAAAAACUUGACGUAACUCGUUGAAAGAAGACGACGUGAGAAUUGUCCAUCACAUGAAUAUACACAUCCCACCAACCCUCUCCGCUCCCAAAUCUCAAGCCAAGACCCGAAACUUCUGUGCCUCUCAGCCGCACCUCACAGCCCCCUCAUCUCAGUGGAUGAUAGAGUACGUGAUGCGCGAGUCCGCGACCGUGUUCUCCUUAAUUGUUGUCGCGAGCAAGACUUCUGUCACAGAUCAAAUUGCUCUUUAACUCCUCUGCUGCCAUUCUGGCUUUCCAUUCCUUCAUCACAACUUCGCAACGAAUUACACAGUACACCAAGAAAACCAACAACAUGCUCCACCGCAACGUCCGAGGUGGCCAGCCUUCUCCAUACCCACGAUGGCCAUUCCAUGGUCUAAGAGCUGCUCAAUUGUUCUCUUCCAUCACUGUUAGCAGUAUAAUGACCUAUUUUAUGCAUUUUCUACGUACGUAUCCUCCCUCCCCUUACCCACCUAGAAACUCAAAACUCGAAACAGAGAGCUCGUGCAGAUGAAAUAUAUCGGCUAACGAAUAAAACACAGACGCUGCAAAAUUCCAAAUCCCAUGGACAUUCAUCGUUCUCCUCGCUGUCUCGGUAGCGACCGUCAUCUCCCUCGCCAUCACGAUUUUCCUGUAUAAUUUCCGCUUCCUGUCGCCGAGGUAUAAUAUGCUUACCAAUGGUGCGAUAUCUUGUGAGUUCUACCAGUAUAGUGCAAGUUUCUGAAAAAGAAUAAAAAAGGAAGUGAAGCUGAUUGACGCUAAAUAGUGGGCUGGGCGAUGGGCUUUGGAAUGCUCUCCUGGUCGAUUAGCACCUCGAAUGUUUUGGGCAAGACGUGCUCGAAGAAGGUGUGGAAUGAUAGCGAUGCUGCGGUUAGUGUUUGUAGAGACUAUAAGGCGCUAUGGGCUAUGACGCUUAUUGGAACGUGAGGAGCCCUUGAUCCACUUCUCCUUUUCCUGCUCCUUCUUCAUUAGACUAACUAACAAAUAACCGAAAACAGAAUCGCAACCCUCGCGGCCCUCGCUCUAGAUAUAAGAACAUGGAACAAGACCUACAGUCGUGGAAAAUACGCGUUGCCGGAGGAUGAUAAGGAAGCGAGGAAGUUGAAGGAUUUAUCGAUGGCUACGGGUAGUGAACGGAAAUAUGAAACGCUGAGGAAACCGGGAACGGCUGUGAACUCAGCGGGUUCUGUGAUGCCUUUUCAGCAUGAGGAGAUGGAUAUUGGGUAUCAUACUGGUUAUGGACAGGAGGUUGAGCCACAUGGUCCGUUGAUGAGAUAGUGGGAUUGAGGAGUUUUUGAAGGAUUAUGUGAUGGUAGAGGAAGGAAGAAUGGGAUAUAAGAUGCGAAAAUAUGAGGUUGGUGGGAGAUAAUUCAGGAGGUAGGAGAUCUGUACUGGGAAAUAUUUUGUUUCUGUUUGGAAUGGGGCGUGAGGAUAUGCUG
Hymenoscyphus albidus is the source of this 1605-nucleotide messenger RNA. The record is from the annotation of a GenBank genome assembly. NCBI's taxonomy places the organism in Eukaryota, Fungi, Ascomycota, Leotiomycetes, Helotiales, Helotiaceae.